Messenger RNA from Pan troglodytes (chimpanzee), 16751 nucleotides. RefSeq lists its product as uncharacterized. The coding region runs from base 1 to 1398 and encodes 465 amino acids. The record is from RefSeq and is a predicted model, not a curated record. NCBI's taxonomy places the organism in Eukaryota, Metazoa, Chordata, Mammalia, Primates, Hominidae. The transcript is spliced from 3 exons.
AUGUCUUGCCGCCCUGUUCAGCCUCGACCUGACCCCUGCAUCCAGCGGGCCUUGCUGGCUGCCCCUUUGCUGAGGGGCGCCGACCGCAGCACCGUCUGCCGUGGUUGGCAAGAAACUGACCUGGCAGGUUCCGGGUCCAGCGCCAGCCACACAGGGCGCUUCCAGUUUACCUGCCCCUUUGAGGAGGCGCCUGCAAUUCCGUCCCCUAACGUGUGCUGCGUGGCACAGUGUGUCCGUGUCGUGGACGCAGGGGUCAGCGCUGUGGUGGACGGAGGGACGUCUGCCACAGUGUGUUGUGGACACAGGGCUCAGUGCUGGGGUGGACGGAGGGACAUCCGCCCCGGUGUGUCCGUGUCGUGGACGCAGGGCUCAGCGCUGUGGUGGACGGAGGGACGUCCGCCACGGUGUGUCCGUGUCGUGGACGCAGGGCUCAGCGCUGGGGUGGACGGAGGGUCGUCCGCCACGGUGUGUCCGUGUCGUGGACGCAGGGCUCAGCGCUGGGGUGGACGGAGGGACGUCCGCCACGGUGUGUCCGUGUCGUGGACGCAGGGCUCAGCGCUGGGGUGGACGGAGGGACGUCCGCCACGGUGUGUCCGUGUCGUGGACGCAGGGCUCAGCGCUGGGGUGGACGGAGGGACGUCCGCCACGGUGUGUCCGUGUCGUGGACGCAGGGCUCAGCGCUGGGGUGGACGGAGGGACGUCCGCCACGGUGUGUCCGUGUCGUGGACGCAGGGCUCAGCGCUGGGGUGGACGGAGGGACGUCCGCCACGGUGUGUCCGUGUCGUGGACGCAGGGCUCAGCGCUGGGGUGGACGGAGGGACGUCCGCCACGGUGUGUCCGUGUCGUGGACGCAGGGGUCAGCGCUCUGGUGGACGGAGGGACGUCCGCCACGGUGUGUCCGUGUCGUGGACGCAGGGGUCAGCGCUCUGGUGGACGGAGGGACGUCCGCCACGGUGUGUCCGUGUCGUGGACGCAGGGGUCAGCGCUGGGGUGGACGGAGGGACGUCCGCCACGGUGUGUCCGUGUCGUGGACGCAGGGGUCAGCGCUGUGGUGGACGGAGGGACGUCCGCCACGGUGUGUCCGUGUCGUGGACGCAGGGGUCAGCGCUGUGGUGGACGGAGGGACGUCCGCCACUGUGUGUCCGUGUCGUGGACGCAGGGGUCAGCGCUGUGGUGGACGGAGGGACGUCCGCCACGGUGUGUCCGUGUUGUGGACGCAGGGGUCAGCGCUGUGGUGGACGGAGGGACGUCUGCCCUGUGCUUCCCACCUCGCUGUGCGCAGGCCAGCGGGUGAGCAGCAGAGUCAAGGGGCCAGGCCUCUUCCUUUCUAUCCUCAGCCACAUUAACCUGGCAUUUUCCUGCAGCAGCUUCGCAGUUGGGCCGAGGGGCUGGGACUAGGCAGUUUCGUUUCGGUGGGGUAAGGGAAGGGUGCCUGGUACUGCCCAGACUGGCAGGAGGGAUUGCCUCAUUAACUCCUCGUUAACUUUGCCCUGAGUGACGCUGUGGGUGCGACAAACACGGGUGGCCCUCCUGCUUCCACUGACCUGAAGGUUCAUUAAAGGCUGGAGGCGGGGGCGUGACUCAUCCAGGGCUGGGAUUAAACAAUCUGUUCAGAUGGAAAGGUCUCAUGAUCAGAACUGAGCCUUUAAAUAGCGCAGGGCCUCUGGUUUCUGGGGGAGAGGAGGCAGGGACACUCACGGAGGAUCCUUUGGGUACCAGCGGGGGUCCCCGUGGUUGGGCUGUUCUUGUCCCCAGAGGAGAGUUCAGGGGCCAAAGCCUCAUUCCAGCCCCUGACUUGGCAGUCAGCUUUUUGUGCGAGUGUUUAGCUGGGGACACGUGGCAUCUGGGUUUGUGGGUUCAGCCAGGGCUCUCGGUAUUGAACUUUGCGUUUCUACUUUUCUUUCCUUUUCCCUGUUUUUUUUUUUUUUUUUUUUUUUGCCUCAAAUCACACUCAAGUAGACCAGGCCCGGUGCCUUCCUCUCCCUCCCAUCCUUCCCUCUUCUAGAUUCUUGGUUGAGCUUUGGAUGGGAAGGGGCUGAAUUCUAGAUUCUCGCUUGAGCUUUGGAAGGGAAGGGGCUGAAGGAGGAACCCCCCCACCCCACCCCCGCAGCAUCCCCUUGUGGGAGCCAUGAGGAGGCUAAGAGGGCCUGAAGGGAGGCCAGUCCAGAAGCAUUUGUCUUUCGGGGAAGUUGAGGCCCUUAUAGAGCAACCAAGUCCAAGACGCUCCUGACCCAGACCAGGCCAGAUGCUGGCCGGCGGUGGGGACUCAGGCUGAGCCGGCAGGGUCUAAGGAGAUUGAGUGCAGCUUCAGGUGACCUCGUCUCUGCCCUGAAGCACAGCCACGUGGGUCUGGGAAUCUCCUACUUCCAAAGAGCUCCUCCUAAGCUGGACACCGGCACUGCUGACCCCCACGGCGAGUCCCGUGUUCUGUGAUGGGAGCUGCUGCCUUUGCUUCAGAGAGGAUCAGAGGUGUUACCCGAGGAAGGGCGGGGUGGAGAGCCCCUCUUGGGCCAUUCGGGGAAGCUUCAGGCUCACGAUGGUCUUAGAAGAAGGUCCCUUUCUUGGAUCACCUGAUGUCAGGAGUCCAAGACCAGCCUGGCCAACAUGGAGAAGCCCCGUCUCAACUAAAAAUGCAAAAAUUAGCCAAGUGUGGUGGCUCACGCCUGUCAUCCCAGCACUUUGGGAGGCAGAGGCGGGUGGAUCACCUGAGGUCAGGCGUUCGAGACCAGCCUGGCCAACAUGGUGAAACCCUGUGUCUACUGAAAUACAAAAAAAAAAAAAAAAAUAGCCGGGCAUGGUGGCGGGCACCUGUAAUCCCAGCUGCUAGGGAGGCUGAGGCAGGAGCAUCGCUUGAACCUGGGAGGUGGAGGUUGCAGUGAGCCAAGAUCAUGCCACUUUACUCCAGCCUGGGCAACAGAGCGAGACUCAGUCUCGGGGUGGGGGGAAAAAAGGGUCCCUUUCUUUGUCAGCUUGAUCGCCACUGCAGGACAACCCCACCCCUCACAGAGCCUGUCGUUUAUUCCUUCCUGAUGGCACCAGGUGUGCAGACCACGUGCACACCCCAGAGGUUCACUCUACCACUCACUUGGCCAUCGAGGGUACACAGGUGCUGGGUACAAGAUACAGAUAUGUCUUGGGCUCGUCUACUUUAUUUUAUAAUCCAGUCUGGGCGUCAGGAAAGAUGUCGCAGCCUUCUGCAAUAGGAGUCUGGCCUGGCCCGGCUGCCCACCGCCCUUCCUUGUUUCCCGGUGGGAAGAAAGCUUCAUCGUGUGUCUUCUCUGUUCACACACACCCCCAUAGUGACCCCUCAGCCACAGACGGGACUACAGUGGUGCCUCCCCCGAGAGCUGGAGGCCCCUACACCAGCCCACUUCUUCCUGGGCCUAUGUGUGGCUCCUGACUGCGGCCAGGCUGGCUGACAGGUUGGCAGUGGGGUCGGGCGACCCUCCCUCUUUUCCACAGCACUUACCCACCUGCCGAGUGGGCAGACCUCACUGCUGGGGCCUCAUGAGUACUCUCUGAUCUCUCUGCCAGGCCAGCUCCCAAGAGGCUUGCUUGAGUCCGCAGAGCGGGAACCCUGGACUCUGAGAAUCUGAUGAAGGUUCUGGAGGGCACUCAGACACAGAGCCACCCCAUGCACACACUGUGUGCGACUUCAGAGGGGGCUGUAGACAUCAAGGCGGGAACCCUGCUCUGAGUGAACUUGGCAAGGUGCCGCUUCUUGGUACCUAGGGAAGGUAGAAGGGCGCUGGUCCUCCCCAGCCUCCCUGUAGGCCACAGACGGCUUGGCCAGCCAGCGGUGCUGGGCGCGGUGCCCCAGCUUUUGGAUGGCUCUGGACCAGGGAGAGGAGAACCUGCCAAUCAAGGGGGUUCCUCAAAGGCCAAAGCUGCCUGAGCCCAGUGUUGCUGUAGUACCCAGAGGCAGUGAGGCCCCAGGCAUUUUGGAAGGAGCCCCCAAGCCUGCAGUUGUGAGUCUGGGGGAGCUGCCCCAGGCAUUUUGGAAGGAGCCCCCAAGCCUGCAGGUGUGAGUCUGGGGGAGCUGCCCCAGGCAUUUUGGAAGGAGCCCCCAAGCCUGCAGGUGUGAGUCUGGGGGAGCUGCCUCAGGCAUUUUGGAAGGAGCCCCCAAGCCUGCAGGUGUGAGUCUGGGGGAGCUGCCCCAGGCAUUUUGGAAGCACCCCCAAGCCUGCAGGUGUGAGUCUGGGGGAGCUGCCCCAGGCAUUUUGGAAGCGCCCCCAAGCCUGCAGGUGUGAGUCUGGGGGAGCUGCCCCAGGCAUUUUGGAAGGAGCCCCCAAGCCUGCAGGUGUGAGUCUGGGGGAGCUGCCCCAGGCAUUUUGGAAGCACCCCCAAGCCUGCAGGUGUGAGUCUGGGGGAGCUGCCCCAGGCAUUUUGGAAGCGCCCCCAAGCCUGCAGGUGUGAGUCUGGGGGAGCUGCCCCAGGCAUUUUGGAAGGAGCCCCCAAGCCUGCAGGUGUGAGUCUGGGGGAGCUGCCCCAGGCAUUUUGGAAGGAGCCCCCAAGCCUGCAGGUGUGAGUCUGGGGGAGCUGCCCCAGGCAUUUUGGAAGCACCCCCAAGCCUGCAGGUGUGAGUCUGGGGGAGCUGCCAGGUGUUGGCCACAGGGCGCUGGUGCUGGAGAGGCCUGGCCCUCUGCUGAGUGGCCCCGCUCACUGCCCAGAUGGUUGGGAACUGGUCAGCAGGUGCUGUUCUUUGGCCUCCUUUCCCCUGUGAACUCAUGCUGGGGCAGGAAGAUGUUUGUGUCCUGACGGCCCCCCAGCACCUUCGAGGAACAGACAGUCCCCUGCGCCUGUGACCUGCCUGCCCCACCCUGGGGAGAAACGCAGCGUCAGUCCUGGGUCCAGUGAGCCGUAGACCCUUGGCCCUCCAGGAUGGGCCCUGGAGAGGCGGGAGGGGCCCGUGGAGCAGGUCCUGGGCUUCUGUAGAGAGGCCAGGAGGCCCCAGGUUCCCCACAGAGACUUCCCCAGUCCCGCUUCAAGACAGCGGAACCAGCUCCUGAGCCGAAAUCUGGAGGGGUCUCCUUCCUGGACCGUGACCCCAGCCGGGGCUGGUACCGAUGACCAGCACAGCCAGAGUCGUGACAUCCACAGCGCCCUUCCCAUCCGAUGCCUGGAUGCCGUGGCUGUGCUCGGGGAGGCCUCCAGGGUCCCCAGCCCUCAGUCUCAUGUGGCACAAGGUGCCAGAGAAGACAGGGCGCCAGGCUGGUGGGAGUCAAGGUUUCCCAUUUUUCUCGUCUCAGUCUGCUACUUAACUGCUGUGUGCCCGCGAGUACAUCCCUUUGCCUCUCUGGUUCUCUGGUAUCAGCUCAAUGAAGGAGCUGAACAGGAUGAUCUCCUGGAAUCCAGUUCAUGUGAUGAUCUUGGCCAUGUCUCAAGAUUCCUAGUCCUAAACCUUAAACCCUGAGCACCCUGGGAGAGUCUGUCACAGGGCUGCACCUGGGCCAACGCCAGCCAUUCAGUGGACACGGGAGCAGGGGGUUUAGUGGGAACACAGGGCUUCCUGACCCCUGUCCUGAAGCAGCCCCGGCGGGGAGCCAUUGUCACCUCCUUCCCCCAUGCCCCAGUUGGCUCCUCUGGCCUGUGAGUAUUGCCGGAGCACCUUCCACGUGCCAGGCCUGCAGGAACUAGGGACACAGAGGCGCCCGAGACAGACGAGACCCUGUCUGCAGGAGGAGUCCGUCAACAAAUGAGAUCCUUGCGGGUCAGAUGAGUGCUGUGAAAAAAAUAAACACAACUGGGUAACGCAGUAGAGAGUGACGGGGGGAUGCCUGGCUUGAGAGGAUCACUUUUGAACGAAGAUUUAAAUGACAAGAAGAAUUCAGCCAUAAAAAACCUGGGGGCAGUGCAUUCCAGGCCAAAGAACCGGCAAGGUCCACACCCCGAGGCAGGUGUGUUCAGAGGCAGAGGGGGACAGUGUGGCGCGUUACGUGGGGUCAGGGGACGGCGGCCAGGCGACGUGGGGCCCUGCGGUUCAGGACGGGGAGCUCGGCCUUUAAUCCGAAUGCGGUGGGAAGCCGCGGGGUGUUCAGGCACAGUUCUGUGACGAUAUGUUUUGAACACGUACCGUACGAGGCAUCAGUCUUAGCCUGUGACGCAACUGAGGUGACACUUACAAGGUGCUGUUAUUCACACUGUUUAUUUAUUUAUUUGUUUGGGUUCUUUUGUUUUUGUUUGUUGCUGUUGUUUUGAGUCAGAGUCUUGCUCUGUCGCCCAGGCUGGAGUGCAGUGGUGCGAUCUUGGCUCACUGCAACCUCCGCCUCCCGGGUUCAAGCGAUUCUCCUGCCUCAGCCUCCUGAGUAGCUGGGAUUACAGGUGCCCACCACCACGCCCGGCCAAGUUUUGUAUUUUUAGUAGAGACGAGGUUUCACCUUGUUGGCCAGGCUGGUCUUGAACUCCUGACCUCAGGUGAUCCACCCGCCUCGGCUUCCCAAAGUGCUGAGAUUACAGGCGUGAGUCACUGCGCCAGGCCUAAAUGUGUUUUGAAUUUUGUUUUACAUUUUUUAAUUUUUUUUUUUUUUUUUUUGUGGGAGUCUCACUCUCUCGCCCAGGCUGGAGUGCCAUGGCACCAUCUCGGCUCACUGCAGCCUCCAUCUCCCAGGCUGAAGCAAUCCUCCCACCUCAGCCUCCCAAGUAGCUGGGUCUACAGGCAUGUACCAACAUGCCUGGCUAAUUUUUGUAUUUUUUGUAAAGACGAGGUUUCGUUAUGUUGCGCAGGCUGAUGUUGAACUUCUGGCUUCAAUGGAUCCACCUGCCUCCGCCUCCCACAGUGCUGGAUUACAGGCGGGAGCCCCCGUGCCUGGCCCAGACUGUUUUAUAUAUGAGGAAUGAGGCUCAGAGAGUGACCCAGAUGAUGUCACGUGAGUGGCUUAGCCGAGGGGCAACGUUCAGACCCCGGCCGCUCAGUCUCAGCGCAGGCUCUCACCCGCGGUGUCCUGCCUUCCGUGGCCGGUUGGGGUUGGGCUGCGUGCCCCAGAUGGGGGCGUCUGGAGACGCCGGGCUCCUGCUCGUCAGGCAUUAGUGUGGUGCCCAGCCUGGCACGCCGUGCAUAGCAACAGGCACGACAGUUCUUCUCGACGACGCCACCGAACGUGAGACUCGGAGCAAGGCGAGGCCUGGGAGGGGCCGCUCAGAGCUGACCUGGGCCCUGGAAUUGCUGGAGCCCCUCACGUCCCCGGCGGCAAGCUCCAUGCCCAGAAAGUGUUCUGGGCCCGGGCAGGGAGGGUGAAGCUGGUAUCAGAGAAGGCUGUUGAUGCUGCUUUUUUUUUUUUUUUUUUUUUGAGAUGGAGUCUCGCUCUGUCGCCCAGGCUGGAGUACAAUGGCACAAUCUCGGCUCACCGCAACCUCCGCCUCCUGGGUUCAAACGAUUCUCCUGCCUCAGCCCCCUGAGUAGCUGGGUUUACAGGCAUGUGCCACCACGCCGGGCUAAUUUUUGUAUUUUUAGUAGAGACGGGGUUUCUCCAUGUUGGCCAGGCUGGUCUCGAACUCCUGACCUCAGGUGAUCCUCCCGCCUAGGCCUCCCACAGUGCUGGGAUUACAGGUGUGAGCCACCGCGCCCAGCCCUGUUAAUGUUUCUUAACCACUCCAGGUCCAGCUCGAGGCUUCAGAGCCCAUGGAGGUCUGACAGGUCCUUGGCCUUCCCGUGGCCUCCAGCGUGAAGCUUCCUAGUCAGGACCACAGAAGGCCUCUCAUCUUGGACUUUGACCUCUGAGGGCGCCCCUUUCCUUUCAGGACAGGGCCUCUGUGUUGCUUUGGCCCUGGCCUGUUCCUUUUCUCAAGAGGGCCCCACUGCCCCUGCCCUUGCUACCCUGGCAUCCUCGACCUGCCCUGGGCUGGGGCAGGGCCAGCUUCCUGGCUGGUAUUUGUAGCCCAGUUCUGAGCUGAAGCUGAAGCCUCCAGGCUGCCUGCACAGGGAGGCAGUGGUGGGAUGGGCUGGCCCUGAGGAAGACGGAGCCCCAGGCCGCUGGGGGAGAUGUGCCUGGCUGUGGGGCCUCCAAGAGCAGCCCAGGUUUGGGUUUUGUCUGCUUCUCCUCAAGGUCAGCCAUGCCCAGCCCGGGGGCUAAAAGCAAAGUGGGUGCCAGGGCAGGCAGAGGCUCUGGAGUGGACGUGGGGCAGGCAGAGGCGCUGGAGUGGACGUGGGGCCGGCAGUGGCUCUGGAGUGGACGUGGGGCCGGCAGUGGCUCUGCAGUGGACGUGGGGCCGACAGAGGCUCUGCAGUGGACGUGGGGCAGGCAGAGGCACUGCAGUGGACGUGGGGCAGGCAGAGGCUCUGGAGUGGACGUGGGGCCGGCAGAGGCUCUGGAGUGGACGUGGGGCCGGCAGAGGCUCUGGAGUGGACGUGGGGCCGGCAGAGGCUCUGGAGUGGACGUGGGGCCGGCAGAGUCUCUGGAGUGGACGUGGGGCCGGCAGAGGCGCUGGAAUGGACGUGGGGCCGGCAGAGGCUCUGGAGUGGACGUGCGGCCGGCAGAGGCUCUGGAGUGGACGUGGGGCCGGCAGAGGCUCUGGAGUGGACGUGGGGCAGGCAGAGGUGCUAGAAUGGACGCUGGGGAAGGCAGGUUGCUGCGGGUGCUAAGAGGCUAGCCUGCCUUCGACAAAAGCGUCGUUCAGAGCUGCUAACCCCCUUCCUUCCAUGAGGCUUGGGGAACUUCGAAGUUCUCUGGUGUUGGAGGGGAGGCCAGCCGAGGCCCUGGGACACGGCAUCAGCCCGAGCCUAUCUGUGGCUGGCCUGGGUAUGGCAGGUGGGCACACCUUGGCUGCAGGCCACCUUGGCUACAAGGGAGCCUGGCUGACCCUGCAGGGUGAGGGCUGGAGAGGCGGAGCCUGCCUGGCCUAGCAGUGUGGAUGCCAAGCCAUGGGAAGAUGUGUGGAGAGUUUAUGGAGCCUGGCCCGGUGUCCCCAACCCAGCUGCUGAGCUGGAAGCCAGGGGUAGGUCCUGGCAGCCCCUCCCUCUCUGCCCUGCCUCUCUCGGAGUCGCUCGGAGCAGCCACGUUGACGGAAUCCUCCGGCGCCUCCUCGAGGGAGGAGAGGCAGGGUCUUGGCAACUCCCGUCUCCCCCGUUGCCAGCUUGCCAGCCCCGCCGUGCCUCUCACGCCUGUGGUCUGCCCCAAUGACAGGCCGGCUUCGGUGUCCCAAGGGGACCCAGCCCUGAGCGUGGGGCUGCCCUUGGGGGAGGGCAGGGGAAAGCCAGCCCAGGCUGCCACCGUGGCCGCUGGCCUGGGAGCCCCAGGAAACGUGCCCACCCUCAGACCCGAUGCCUGGCUCAGGGCCUGGGCUCCGCGGCCCCUCCAGGGCAGGCGUGAAAUGUGCCCACACAGCUCCACCUUCCACGUGGUUCCCUGUCCGGGGGCCACUUGCACUGAGGUCCUUCUGGAGUCAUUUUCUGUUGUUUUUUUUUUGUUUUUUUUGAGACAGAGUCUUGCUCUGUUGCCCAGACUGGAGUGCAGUGGCACUAUCUUGGCCCACUGCAACCCCUGCCUCCCGGGUUCAAGUGAUUUCCGGCUAAUUUUGUAUUUUUAGUAGAGAUGGGGUUUCGUCAGGUUGGCCAGGCUGGUCUCGAACUCCUGAGCUCGAGUGAUCCGCCCGCCUCUGCCUCCCAGAGUGCUGGGAUUACAGGCAUGAGCCACCGCGCCCGGCUGGGAGUCAUUUUCUAGCGUUCCUGUCCCACUUCUCAGGAACAGAUUUACCACCUUUGUUGUGCAGAAGCGUUUUUUUUUUUUUUUUUUUUUCUGCCUCCAGGCUGGAGAGCAGUGGCGCAAUCUCAACUCCGGCUCACUGCAACCUCCGCCUCCCGGGUUCAAGCGAUUCUCCUGCCUCAGCCUCCCGAGUAGCUGGGAUUACAGGCACCCGCCACCACGCCUGGCUAAUUUUUGUAUUUUUAGUAGAGACGGGGUUUCCCCACAUUGGUCAGGUUGGUCUCGAUCUCCUGACCUUGUGAUCCGCCCGCCUCGGCCUCCCAAAGUGCUGGGAUGACAGGCGUGAGCCACCGCACCUGGCCGAAGCAGCACUUUUUUUUAUGAACCUCUGCAACCCCCUCUGAGGGAAACCCUCCCGCAUUCUGGGUUGCCGGGGCUCAGAGGGUGGAGGGUAGAAGAGCGCCAGCCGUGAGAGGCAGGAUGGGGCGGCCCCCGAGGGCAGGGCUGUGCCUGGAGGCAGGGCUUCUCGGGGGGUCAGCUCCUGGGCGGUGGGAGUGACCGAGUGGGCUCCUGAGGGAAGCGGCUUUCAGGAAGGAGGCGGAGGCCUGGGAGCCCCUGGAUCACGUCCUGAGUGGUGUCCACUGAAGGCUGCUUGGGACGUCUGCUCCCCCCUCCACUGAGACCCCCAGUGGCCAGUUCUAAGUCCCACCUGCCUUGGGCAGGGCCACCACAGGCCCCUUACUGUGGAUUAAAGGGCCCUGGGUGAGGGCUUGUGGGAGGGAGGUGGUGGAAACCAUCUCCGAAGACCUUGGGGCGAGCUGCGCGCUAGAGUGGAGAGUGUGGCCCAGCAGGCAGGAGCACUGGGUUGGAAUGGGGGCUCUGCCACCUCCGAGGGAGCAGAAGUGGAGACCGGAGGGAGCGUGCCCCUGAAUCCGAGCACGGGGAGCUGGCCGGGAGCAGCCCUCCGGGCAGAGGCAGGAGAAAUGGGGUCACCUGCCCCAGGGGGUGAGAGGUGAGCCGAGAGGAAGGGCUGAGACCCUCAGGGGCAUCCCCAGGAUGUUCCUGAAACUCAGCCCUGGAGGAUGCUCAGGUGUGCGUGGAGCACCCUCUACCCUGGAGCCUCAAAUCCUCUCCCCGCUGCGGGGCCACUUUGCUGAUUCCUGCCCCAAACAUGAGGUCACUUCGGUCCAGAAAGGCGAGGCGACCUCCACCAGCCACCUACGGGAUUCUUGGCAGAGAAUCCACGCUCACCUUCGGGUCUCCACUCCUGCUCCCUCGGAGGUGACGGAGCCCCAUUUCAACCCGGUGCCCCUGCCUGCUGGGUUUUCGCCGCAGGGGACCUGGUCGUCUCCUGGACAUGAGCCCCCAGCGCCAGCGUUUCUCUUUGGGAGAGGCCUGAAUGCACAGUCAUGAUUUGACCAGGCGAAGUGCCCAGACAAAGAGAAAAUAGUCGGCCGGACGCGGGGGCUCACGCCUGGAAUGCCAGCACUUUGGGAGGCCGAGGCGGGUGGAUCACCUGAGGUCAGGAGUUGGAGACCAGCCUGGCCAACACGGUGAAACCCCGUCUCUACUAAAAAUACAAAAAUUAGCCGGACGUAGUGGCUCGUGCCUGUAGCCCCAGCUACUCGGGAGGCUGAGGCAGGAGAAUCGCUUGAACCCGAAGGUGGAGGUUGCAGUGAGCUGAGAUCGCGCCACUGCACUCCAGCCUGGGCGACAGAGUGCGACUCCGUCUCAAAAAAAAAAAAAGAAGGAAAUAGUUGAGCUGCUCUCAGUGACCAUGUAUGGCCCAGUCGUCGACCCCUGGCCCAGUCAUUCGUCCGCCUUUUGGCUCCACGAUGUUUUGCAGCCUGUUUCUGUCUCCCGCCUGUGGCCCACCUUGGGGAGGCCCCAGUGCUCCUGUGCCCCAGUGGUCUUCCCAGCCUGACCCUUCACGAGCUCCCUCUGUCUCCCUGCUUCAGGUGAUCAGACAUCCCCCAAGUACCUGCUCCCCUGGGCCCAUGGAAGGCACCUGUCUGCUGGGACCAGAGGGUGAGCAGUCAGGUGUCCCAUCCACCAACGUCCCAGGGGCCAGCCCCUCCACCCCGGUGCUAAUCUCAUCAGGAAAUAGCAGAGUCCACAUUUCCCAGGAGUUAUAAAUAGCCAGCGCAGUUUCGGGCAGCAGCGUUUCUCUGGAAAAUGUACGCUGUCCCUCUCCCUCCCUCCUCUGUGUUUAAAUGAUAUCCUGAAAUAGACUUGGUUUCUGGAGGCUGAUGGCCUCCUGGGAGACAGAGCGUCGUUGUCAGGGCACCGUGGGGCCAGGCAGGCCUCUCUGAGCGGAUACCAGGGCCACACCUGCAGCAGAUACCAGGGCCACACCUGCAGCAGAUACCAGGGCCACACCUGCAGCAGGCACCGGGAAGAUGUCAGGGCUUGAGGGGCUUACAGCUUAGGAAAGUGCCCCUGGCCCAGGCCUGGCCUCAGAAGGGGCUGGAGUGUGUGAGACAGCAGCAAGUGUCGCCUGGGAGGCUGCAGAGGGUAGAUCUUAGUGGAGCAGGGAGGCAGAGAGGACCCAAAGUUUCCCACCGUGACCUGGGGCUCUCCGAGAAGGCUCCCUGGAGGAGGCGGGGCGAGAACUGGGCCUUGGCAUCAGGAGAUGCAGUCCUGGGUCAGAUGCGCCCAGGUUGAACCUGGCAGCUGGAGCGGAGGUGAUGGGCACGAGGCAGCGGGAGGGCUGUACUGGGGGUGGCCUCCCAGCACCCAGGUCUGCCCACCGGGUCGGGACGCACACCAGGAGGCCCGAUGUUGCCUUUCUGAGGAAGCAGCAAUUACAGCAGCUGCGGGUCAUGGACUUCACACAUUCUGCAGUUUCAGCAGAGAGGGUGCUGGGGGCCUUGAUUUUGCACCCCAGCUCUGACUUCCUAGGUGUGCACUGGGUAAAUUCCUCGCUCUCGUUAAGCUGCAGCAUCCUCAUCUGUGAGAUGGGAGCGGCUAUGAGAGCUUAAACCGCAUAUGUCUGCUAUCAUGAUCAUGAACGCAGAUGCUGUGUGUAGAGGAUUCAUCAGUGUCAGACUUGCCGGAAGAGCUCGAGAUAAGUCCGUUGCUCUCACUCUUCCAUAACAGCCCUGUGAGGCAGGUGUGGAUGCCUCCAUGAGGAAAUUGAAGUUCACGGAGGUGAAAGGCCUUGCCCGAGUGCGCACGGUUGAAUGGGAGACUCAGAUCAGCCUGCCUCCAAAUCCUGCACACUCCCCCCCACCAGGUUGUGUCCAGGUCCCCCUGAGACUUGGGAAGGGACCAUUGGCUCAGCUUCCUGCAGAAGCUGCCAGGAGGCAGCUGGGGGGAAGCUGGGGCGGGGGAGGGGCUGUGGGUGAAUCGGAGCAGGGGCCAUGGAAUUGGCCUGAGGCUUAUGCUGAUGUGUGGAGAGACCUGCCUCAAGAAGGGGUGGUCUCAAAACAUCAAACUGCGCCCCAUAAAUACAUACAACUGCAAUGUGUCAAUUAAAAAAUAAGGGCCCGGGCCAGGUGCGGUGGCUCAUGCCCGUAAUCCCAGCACUUUGGGAGGCCGAGGUGGGCGAAUCACGAGGUCAGGAGAUCGAGACCAUCCUGGCUAACAUGGUGAAACCCCGUCUCUACUAAAAAUACAAAAAAUUAGCCGGGCGUGGUGGCGGGCGCCUGUAGUCCCAGCUACUCAGGAGGCUGAGGCAGGAGAAUGGCGUGAACCCGGGAGGCGGAGCUUGCAGUGAGCCAAGAUCGCGCCACAGCACUCCAGCCUGGGCGACAGAGCAAGACUCCGUCUCAAAAAUAAAUAAAUAAAUAAAAAAUAAGGGCCCACACAGUGGUACAUGCCUGUAAUGCCAGCUCUUCAGGAGGCUGAGGCAGGAGGAUCACUGAAGCCCAGGGCAACAUAGCAGCCUGGACGGCACAGUGAGACCCUGUCUCUAGAAAAAUAAAUACAGGCCGAGUGCGGUGGCUCACGCCUGUCAUCCCAGCACUUUGGGAGGCCAAGGUGGGCGGACCACCUGAGGUCUGGAGUUCAAGACCAGCCUGGGCAACAUGGUGAAACCCCAUCUCUACUAAAAAUAAAAAAAUUGGCCAGGCAUGGUGGCUCACACUUGUAAUCCCAGCACUUUGGGAGGCCGAGGUGGGUGGGUCAUUUGAGGUCAGGAGUUCGAGACCAGCCUGGCCAACAUGGUGAAACCCUGUCUCUACUAAAAAUACAAAAAUUAGCCGGGUGUGGUGGUGCGCACCUGUAGCCCCAGAUAAUCGGGAGGCUGAGGCAGAAGAAUCGGUUGAACUUGGGAGACGGGUUGCAGUGAGCCGAGAUCACGCCAUUGCACUCCAGCCUGGGCAACAAGAGCGAAACUCUGUCUCAAAAAAAAAAAAAAAAAGAGGGCAUGGCCGCUCCAGAAUGUUUCUCCCAAGGGUAGCAUCUCAGUCGACAAAGAGCAUUUGAUUCCUCCACCCUGUGUGGCUACUGCUGGGGGACAGAGGUGGGGACAGACCCAGGCCCGGCUCCGUGUCCAGACGAGAUGAAGGAACUACGAGGGACAGCCUGUGUGAUCCAGGAGGGUUUGCAAAGAACAGAAGCAGCUUAGAGGGGAGAGAGGUUUCGGGAAAGUAAGGCCAGAGCUGGGGCUUCCUUUGAGACCCUGUAGGACCCUUGCCUCCAGCCGGGCUGGUGAUGGCCUCACGCUUCCUGUGUGUGAAGAGGUGCUCGGAGCAGUGGUUCUCCCUGAGGGGCACUUGGUUCUCUGCACACACCCGACUUCUUCUGUCUCCUGUUCUGGGUUCCAUCCCUUCUCUGGGCAGGGAACAGCCAAAGACAGGGCCUGGGCCACAGCUGGCCCCAGAUGCGGGGCCCAGGGCGAACCCAGUGCAGACCCAGACCCCGUCGGAGGCUUGGGUACCACCUGCCCCCAGCCAGUGUGUGGGUGAUAGAAGAUGUGGGAAGGACCUACAUCGAGCUGCAGGAAGCCCAGGGCUGACCCAGAUCCAGUUUCCCUUCCGUGAUGACAGUGGCCUGUUAUAGCAACUGCGUUCAAACCGUGGCACGCACACCUCAGAGUGCACAGAGACGUUCUGAGGGUGACGUGGGCAGGAGGGUUUUCAGGAAAUCAGUUUGCAGAUUCUCAGCUGCCAUAGGUGCUAUUGCCAGAAAGCCAUCUGCCUGAGAGCCAGCAUCUCGCCAUCCUGUCCUCUGCAGAGGAGAGGCCUGAGGCUGGCUGUGGGGGCUUGGCCCGGGGUGCGCAGACCUCCUGGGUGGGGAACAGAGGGGCUUUUAGAAAUGUUGGGGUAGCCCCGUCCGGGAGGGAGGUGGGGGGGUCAGCCCCCCGCCCGGCCAGCCGCCCCGUCCGGGAGGUGAGGAGCCCCUCUGCCCGGCCACCACCCCGUCUGGGAGGUGUACCCAACAGCUCAUUGAGAACGGGCCAUGAUGACAAUGGCGGUUUUGUGGAAUAGAAAGGGGGGAAAGGUGGGGAAAAGAUUGAGAAAUCGGAUGGUUGCCGUGUCUGUGUAGAAAGAGGUAGACAUGGGAGACUUUUCACUUUGUUCUGUACUAAGAAAAAUUCUUCUGCCUUGGGAUCCUGUUGAUCUGUGACCUUACCCCCAACCCUGUGCUCUCUGAAACAUGUGCUGUGUCCACUCAGGGUUAAAUGGAUUAAGGGCGGUGCAAGAUGUGCUUUGUUAAACAGAUGCUUGAAGGCAGCAUGUUCGUUAAGAGUCAUCACCACUCCUUAAUCUCAAGUACCCAGGGACACAAACACUGCGGAAGGCCGCAGGGUCCUCUGCCUAGGAAAACCAGAGACCUCUGUUCACUUGUUUGUCUGCUGACAUUCCCUCCACUAUUGUCCUAUGACCCUGCCAAAUCCCCCUCUACGACUUCCCUCCACUAUUGUCCUGUGACCCUGCCAAAUCCCCCUCUGCGAGAAACACCCAAGAAUGAUCAAUAAAAAAAAAAAAAGAAAUGUUGGGGUAGGGGCCAGGCAUGGUGGGUCACACCUGUAAUCCCAGCACUCUGGGAGGCCGAGGCGGGUGGAUCGCCUGAGGUCAGGAGCUCAAGACCAGCCUGGCCAACGUGGUGAAACCCCAUCUCUACUACAAAUAAAAAAUUAGCUGGGCGUGGUGGCGGGCACCUGUAAUCCCAGCUACUCGGGAGGCUGAGGCAGGAGAAUCGCUUGAACCCGGGAGGUGGAGCUUGCAGUGAGCCGAGACUGCACCACUGCACUCCAGCCUGGACGACAGAGCGAGACUCCGUCUCAAAAAAAAAAAAAAGAAAAAAAGAAACGUUGGGGUCGGUGUUCAGAAAGUAAAAGACUCUAGUGGCCACUUAGAACCUUUCAAAAGUCAGGUGGUAUCCAGUUCUUUGCCUUCCACAAAACUGAUGGAGGACUCAAUUUUCACCUGAGAGAUCAUUUCAAGUAAUUUUCAGUAAUAGGUAUAUAUGCGAUUUAAGGCGGAUAGCAUGGAGAGAGGUUAAAGAAUGGUGUAACGCGGCUGUGAUAAAACUCUUUUCGACCUCAUCUACUUCUUUAUGUGAACAAAAUGUUUCAUUGUUCACAUCUUUCUUGUUCAUUUUAGAGACAUGGUCCUACAUUGCCCAGGCUGGUCUCGAACUCCUGGGCUCAAGUGAUCCUGUGGCUGGGAGCCACGGCACCUGCACAUCUUUACAACAAAACCAGAAACAUGAACCGAAUUGAUGCUGAGCCUCGUUUCACUCUAGCAAAAAAUAAUACCCUAUAGAUACGCGAACUAAAGCAAAAAAUGUUCCGCCCAUCUCAUUGAGAGAGCAUUCCACCAAAAAGUUACUCUGCUACUUAAUAUUUAUUAAAAUGUAUAAUGAGGCCGGGCGCGGUGGCUCACGCCUGUAAUCCCAGCACUUUGGGAGACCGAGGCGGGUGGAUCACCUGAGGUCGGGAGUUCGAGAUCAGCCUGACCAACAUGGAGAAACCCCGUCUCUACUAAAAAUACAAAAAAGUAGCCGGGUGUGGUUGUGUGUGUCUGUAAUUCCAGCUACUUGGGAGGCUGAGGCAGGAGAAUCGCUUGAACCCAGGAGGUGGAGGUUGCUGUGAGCCAAGAUCGCACCACUGCACUCCGGCCUGGGCAAUUAGAGUGAAACUGUGUCUCAAAAAAAAAAAAAUAA